CGUUCGGACGCUCUUUACGUCUUUACGUCAACGUAACGGAUCUAUGACAAAAGCGAGCCGUGAGGUAGUGGUCCCCGAAACAUGUCUCUUCUCCCCCGGGUUGACAUGCUGAAGAUGACCGGGGAUGGGAACCUGCCUGCCGCCUAAACCAGCGAACUGCGUCACUGCAGCGACCCGACCGGAGCGUUAAGACACACAGCGGCGACAGGGCGCUUUAUUUAUUCAAGAGAAGAUGGCGGAGUUUUCGCCCGUCCUGCCGAUUCGGGAUGGAGGAGGACGAUUCGGCCAGCCCAUCUUCCCCCGGUCCAGGUCCGGUUCCGAGUCAGAGAGCGAACUGUCCCAGAGCCUGGCCCGGACCAAGAUCCGGUCGUACGGAAGCACAGCUAGCGUCACGGCCUCACUGGGGGAGAAAUACAUAGAGCAUCGGGUUACAGACAGUGACACCCUGCAGGGGAUCGCUCUCAAAUACGGUGUGACGAUGGAGCAAGUCAAGAGAGCCAACAAGCUGUUCAGCAAUGACUGCAUUUUCCUGAGGAACAGCCUCAACAUCCCCGUGGUGUCGGAGAAGCGCUACAUAUUUAAUGGACUGUCUCUGGAGUCUCCUGACGGGGACGGCGAAGCAGCGUGCCAGGAGGCGGACUCACCCAGUGUUGUGACGCAGGACAUCGAGGGACCCACACCUCCUCCUUCCCCGCCCCCCGCAGACUCCAAACCCCCCCAGCCAGAGGAGCUGUCAGCCAAAGACUUCUUACACAGACUGGACUUGCAAAUAAAACAGUCAAAGCAGGCAGCGCGCCGGCUGAAAGAAGAGGAAGUGAGGAGCGACGAGGACUACACAGCCCCCGCGACGUCAUAUCAGGAGAUUUAAAGGAAAAGUCUGUUUACCUGAAGCCCUGCCUCAGACACACAAAUGCUCACACACGCUGCAUACGUCCACACACGCACACACACACAUGCGCAGACACACACACACACACACACACUACCACAGCCUCAUCCCUGUUUUUUCCCUCCUCUUUACCUUUUUGCUUUUACCAAACCAUGUUGAACAAAAGUGUCAUGUUUGCCUUUUAUUUAUUGAUAUGCAAUUAUGAUGAUGUACAUGAUUGUUGUUGUCCUGUACAGUUUUACUGGGAGACUUAAAGGGACAGUUCACCCCAAAAACAAAAUGUAUAAUUUUUCUCUUAUCGCUCUGGACAUAUCAUCCGUAAAUUUUAGAGCCUGCCCGACAUGUUAGUUGGCCUCUCACAGAUGUAGCUGCGUCCAUUCUUUUUGAGUUUGUUUAAGAGAUAAAAUGCCAGGUUUAAUGUUUCAGUACACUGAUGUCAUUGUAGAUAAUUUAGUUUGUUGUUAAAACUGCCUCUAUAACAUAUCUUUGUCACAACCACAUUUCAGGGAUAAUUCUAAUUCUAUAUCAGAAAUUGUGACUCUAAUAUUGGCAUCGGUUCUAAAAAUGCCGGUCGAGCUCUAGCAGAGAUUUCCUCCUUCUCUCUAAUAUAAUGGAACAGGACGGCACUUUGCUUGUUGGGCUCGAAGCACCAAAAAAUACAUUUUUAAAAACUCAUCAGCAAAGCCUCUUUCCAGAAAUCAUGACCCAGUUACUGGAGAUAUGCAACAGAUCCUGUUGUGAGCAGUUUACAGUAGGAAUGUGACGGAGCACGAUGUAAACAUUAAUGGCCGUCUCCUCGGCUGAGCUGUAACCAUGAAUGUAAUAAAUGUAUUGUUACAAGCUCAGCUCAGCCUUGCUUGCGAUGUUUUUCAGUGGCCACUUGCGGUAUUGUAGUGAGACGUCUGUAAAACCGUUGAAAGGACACGUCGAUCCGCAAACAAGGACUGUUACAACCCUUCCAUAAUGAGUUUUUAUUCCACAGAGGUUUUGUACUUGAAAAAUGUUCUUUGGGUCAAGAAAAUAUAUCAAAAAAACAAACAUAUUUUGAGGGCCAUUAGAACAGGAAGUAAACCUGGAAGCUAGUUAACUUUUUUGGCGUAUGCACCAGUCAAGCAAUUCUGAUUGGACUGAAUUGGCGCCAUCUUUGCGUUCACUGGGUAGUUCUUUGUGACGUUAGCUUAGCAACCUAAUCUCUCGUCCAUGAGUAGAUGCAUGCUUCCUUCUGCUGGUGAGUUUGUUGACUGUUUUGUUUUUUGGGCCUUUUGAGUGACAUCUAGCUCCAUAGUAUUCCAGAGAAGGUGGUCAUCUCUACAGCCGAUAUAUUCAGAACUGUGCGACUCCCACUAAAACAAUCCAGAUUGAAAAAAACGUAUGUUUUAUUUUAGGGUGAACUAUCCCUUUAUAAUGUCUGAGCACACAUCCACUCAUCAUACGCCUCUGAAGCUGUUGUACAGAACCCACUUGCUGCAUACGUCCACACACACACAAACACACAAACACACACACAUGAUGCUAAGCAACUCCAGAAGGAUUAGCUUGUACAACUUGCUAACAGCUUCUGAUGUUCUAAAUCCCCUCCUAGAAUAGUAUCCAUGGAAAGUAUAUCCAGGCCUUCCUCAUCAGUGUUUACCCCGUACGAGCACUCCACAAUCAGAAGCAGUGGACGGACUCAAGCCUUCGAACAUUUGCCUCAUAGAAGCUUUUUUGUUUUUCUUUUGGAACAGAAAGGGACUGCUCUAUUUUCGAGGUGUGAAUGCAUUAUUUAUAUGUGUGGAGAACUGUCUAUUACAGCUGUUUUACUGUGCUUUAAAGUUCUAUUGGUUUUAUUUGGGAAUAUGAGAAUAAAUGUGUAUUUAAACCAGA
Acanthopagrus latus (yellowfin seabream) is the source of this 2752-nucleotide messenger RNA. RefSeq names its product LysM, putative peptidoglycan-binding, domain containing 2 (gene lysmd2). The transcript has 3 exons. The coding region runs from base 233 to 868 and encodes 211 amino acids. NCBI's taxonomy places the organism in Eukaryota, Metazoa, Chordata, Actinopteri, Spariformes, Sparidae. The record is from RefSeq and is a predicted model, not a curated record.